Messenger RNA from Prosopis cineraria, 3781 nucleotides. Its product is annotated as V-type proton ATPase subunit a3-like. Gene Ontology annotation, cellular component: vacuolar proton-transporting V-type ATPase complex; vacuolar proton-transporting V-type ATPase, V0 domain. The coding region runs from base 147 to 2414 and encodes 755 amino acids. Gene Ontology annotation, biological process: proton transmembrane transport; vacuolar acidification. The transcript is spliced from 16 exons. The record is from RefSeq and is a predicted model, not a curated record. Lineage: Eukaryota; Viridiplantae; Streptophyta; Magnoliopsida; Fabales; Fabaceae. Gene Ontology annotation, molecular function: ATPase binding; proton-transporting ATPase activity, rotational mechanism.
AGAAAAUUUUGAAGCGUCUCCGAGUUCCGAGAGGCCGAGUAUUGGUUUUCCGACAGAUUCGAGCGAUCAAGCAAUAUUCACACACAUUUGACAUUCCGUGGUUCUGCAUUUCUUCUUUUAAAAUUUUUUGAACAUAGUUGGAGGAGAUGACUGAUGGAGGAUGCAGUCCGACGAUGGAUCUGUUGCGGUCGGAGCCAAUGCAACUAGUCCAGCUCAUCAUUCCGACCGAAUCGGCUUACCGAGCCAUCUCUUACCUAGGCGAUCUCGGCCUCUUUCAAUUCAAAGAUCUUAAUGCAGAAAAAAGCCCAUUCCGACGGACAUAUGCUGCUCAGAUUAAAAGAUGUGGGGAAAUGACAUGCAAGCUACGGUUCUUUAAGGAACAAAUGGCAAAGGCUGGCGUAUCACCCUCGACAAGGUCAAUGAGAGACGGAGAAGUAGAUCUGGACUAUCUAGAGGUUAAACUUGCAGAGCUUGAAGCUGAGUUAAUUGAGAAUAAUGCGAAUAAUGAUAAGUUGCAACAUAGUUACAGUGAGCUGUUAGAGUAUAAACUCGUUAUGCAGAAGGUUGGUGAGUUUUUCUCUCCGGCACAAAAAAGCGCAGCAUCUCAACAGAGAGAGCUUGGAGUUCAGAGCAAUUCCGAAGGGUCAAUUGACAGCCCAUUAUUACAGGAACAAGAGAUGACAACGGAAACAUCAAAGCCAAUCAAACUGGGCUUUAUCGCUGGCCUUGUUCCAAGAGAAAAAUCAACGUCUUUUGAAAGAAUUUUAUUUCGUGCUACUAGGGGUAACUUGUUUCUGAAGCAAGCCAUGAUUGAACAUCCUGUACUUGAUCCUUUGUCAGGAGAGAAGGUUGAUAAAAAUGUGUUUCUUAUCUUCUAUUCUGGAGAAAGAGCUAAUAGUAAAAUUCAAAAAAUAUGCGAUGCCUUUGGAGCAAAUCGUUAUCCUUUCACAGACGACUUGAGUAAACAAUUUCAAAUGAUUACAGAGGUGUCCGGAAGACUUUCCGAAUUGAAGACUACCAUUGAUGCUGGAUUGCUACACAGGAGCACUAUAUUGCAGACAAUUGGAUAUCACUGCGAGCUGUGGAGCCUUCUGGUGAAGAAGGUAAAAUCCAUUUAUCACACUUUGAAUAUGUUUAGCAUCGAUGUGACAAGGAAAUGUUUGUUCGCAGAAGGUUGGUGCCCUGUUUUUGCAACAAAUCAGAUUCAAAGUGCAUUGCAGCGAGCAAGCAUGGACAGUAACUCACAAGUUGGCGCCAUAUUCCAGGUUUUACAAGCAAAGGAAUCACCACCUACCUACUUCCGGACAAACAAAUUCACUUCUGCUUUUCAAGAAAUUGUAGAUGCUUAUGGAAUUGCCAAAUACCGUGAGGCAAAUCCUGGUGUAUUCACAAUCAUCACAUUUCCAUUCCUUUUCGCUGUUAUGUUUGGUGAUUGGGGACAUGGUACAUGCUUAUUGCUGGCUACUUUAUAUUUCAUUACCAGAGGGAACAAAUUUUCUAGUCAGAAACUUGGGGAUAUCGUAGAAAUGAUUUUUGGUGGCCGCUACGUUAUAAUGAUGAUGGCACUGUUCUCAAUCUACACAGGAUUGAUAUACAAUGAAUUCUUCUCUGUUCCAUUUGAACUAUUUGGGCCAUCUGCCUAUGGAUGCCGUGAUCCUUCAUGCAGGGAUGCUGGCACAACUGGUCUGGUUAGAGUCCGAAGAAUUUAUCCAUUUGGUUUGGAUCCUAAAUGGCGCGGUACAAGGAGUGAAUUGCCAUUUCUUAACUCCCUAAAGAUGAAGAUGUCAAUCCUACUGGGUGUAGCCCAGAUGAAUGUUGGAAUUAUAUUGAGUUACCGUAAUGCAAAAUACUUUGGAAAUGACAUAAAUAUCUGGCACCAGUUUAUUCCCCAGAUGAUAUUUUUGAAUAGUUUGUUCGGCUACCUUUCACUCCUCAUAAUCGUUAAAUGGUGUACUGGAUCUCAAGCGGACCUGUAUCAUGUGAUGAUAUACAUGUUCUUAAGUCCAACUGAUGAUUUGGGUGAAAACCGGCUCUUUGUAGGCCAGAAGCUCCUUCAACUUGUGUUGUUAUUUUUGGCACUCAUUGCUGUACCUUGGAUGCUAUUCCCACAACCCUUUCUCCUGAAGAAGCAACAUCGAGAAAGACAUCAAGGUCAAUCCUACUCUCUGCUUCAUGCCAUCGACGAUCCUCUUGAAGCAGAACCACAUAGUGACACCGAACAUCAUGAGGAUUUUGAUUUCAGCGAGGUGUUUGUGCACCAACUUAUACACACAAUAGAAUUUGUUCUUGGCGCAGUAUCCAACACAGCAUCAUAUUUACGUUUAUGGGCUCUCAGGUAUGUAGUUAAAACUAUGUUGUUUGUAUAUGUAUACUUCAACGGAUGCAUAGUGACUACAUUCAACAAUGCACAUUAGACCGGGUUUCGAUAAACUUGAAGUUCAUGUGUGACAACACCUACAUGGACCUUGCAACCCGGUCAGACCCUUCAGACAAAUCUGGCCAUAUUAAAAUGCCCAAAAGCUGAGCAUAAUUUAGGUUCAAAGAAACCUUGAAAUGAACGACAUAGAGCAGCAUAUCUACAAGCACCUCCGUCUGACCCCAACCCACAGCACUUUUAUCAUUGUGAUUAGGUCUCCAUAUCCAGACUAUGGCAAAUGGAAAUCUGUUUAUGCCAUUGCAUGUAUCUGGAUUCUGUUCUGAGGUGCUGCAAUGCCUUAAGUAGAAGAAUGACAGUGUCCGAGGUUCAUGUUAGUUAUAUACACACAUCCAACUCUCUCUCUUUACUUCUUUCUUUUAACACUACUUGCAAUAAAUCAUUUACAGCAGAAUAUUUAAAUUCAUGAUAGCAUUAAAAAAGGAUGGUAAUACUCAACCGCAUCAAAGGUUAAACCACCUCGCUGAUGUCUUGUCCAUUGUCUCCGCAAGUUUAUAGGUCUUGGCUUAUUAGCCUAACCUACGACUACGAUAUGCUUCAUCUGCGACUCUUUUCUGUGGGGCUUAGGAGUCAAAUAUCUUCCUAUAGCAAAUGCACAUCAGCAAUACUCCAACGCUCUAAUUUUAAUUUUUGUUUUUUGUGGUUGUUUUCAGCCUAGCUCAUUCAGAGCUGUCUAGUGUAUUUUAUGACAAAGUUCUACUUCUGGCAUGGGGGUAAGCUCUUCGCAGUAGUGUCAGCAAACACAUUAUUUUGCCAUCACAAAAUUCCUUCCAUGUGUUUCUGUGACUUGUGCAGGUUCAACAACAUAUUCGUUCUCAUUAUUGGCAUUACUGUUUUCAUAUGCGCCACUGUUGGUGUGCUGCUGAUAAUGGAAACUUUAAGUGCGUUCUUGCACGCUUUGAGGCUUCACUGGGUAGAGUUCCAGAACAAGUUCUACGAGGGAAAUGGUUACAAGUUCUGCCCAUUUUCAUUUACUUCACUUAAUGAAGAGGAUGAAUCAUAGUUGCCGAAUGCCACUUUGACCAAGUAUGUCAGUUUGCCAAUAGUGGAGCCUGGCAAGUUUCAAGAGGCUACCACCCCUAGCUACCCUGUCUAUACUUGUAGCAUGUUCGUCAAAUGUUUGUAUAAAUUAUGAGCAGACCAUAUGGUUCCAUACAGGAGUUCUGGUACUAUUAAUAUUGCAGAGGAUAACAAUAGGUGGUGCAACCGAUAAUUAGAGUUACAAAGUAAACCCAGAAACCAUAAAAGAACAUGAACGGGGCACAAUUUCCAGUUCCUAUAUAGAGGAUAAUUAUAAGGAUAUGAAACUACAUUUUGACAUAUUUGCUAUUUACACAAACUCCAAAC